AAUAAUAAUAACCUGACGACAUUAACAGCCUAUGAGGCUCUUCGUGCUCGGACAGAUGUGUCAGCGUUGGUUUUCCAGACUGCGGUAAACCGGCUGCUGCUUAUCCGCGAGCUGGGACGGACCUUUCAUUCUCCUGAACGAGGUUAUGGAUGUCCGCGUGCCGGUGGGCUAGAGCAGCCCAUGAAGGCUAACUGAUACGGGUGUUUCGUCUCACAGGAGCUCGUCUAAACCACAUCCAGCCGUCCCCGAGGGCCGGGGAGUUCCUCCGCAGGGGAAGCGGGCGAACAGCGCGGCCACGGUCCGCCUCUCCUCCGCUUUGACAUCUCUGUUCCCCGCUGGGUUGUGAGCUAGCGGUCCGGUCUCUCUGGAAACUAGGACAGAUAAAGCUCGCACUCCUUUCACUCCUGACAGUGUUAUGCUCGGCUGUCGACCAGUAAAGAAAGCCGUCUCUUUUUCUUUCACAUGGGCGAGGACGAGAAGGGGACCUGCGGCCACAUUCGCCCCGGAGGAAACGAAGAAAACCGAGAGACCGGAGCGGCUCUGGACCCGGACAGAGAGAGGAAAUAUGCGGAGCUGUUCAAGCAGCUAGACUUGAAUCAAGAUGGCAGGGUGGACAUCAAUGAACUGAGGACCGGACUGGCAGCUCGUGGUUUGCACCGGGGAGAGGCGGAGGAGAUAGUCCUGGAGAGCGACAUCAACCAGGAUGGUCUGCUGGACUUCCAGGAGUUCUCCCAGUACCUGCGGGCUCAUGAGAAGAGGCUGAGGCUCAUGUUUCACAAUCUGGACCGCAACAAUGACGGUCGGAUUGAUGUCGGGGAGAUCCAGCACUCACUGCACCAGCUGGGUGUGGAGGUCACCACGGAGCAGGCAUCCAAGAUACUGCAGAGCAUGGACAGGGAUGGCACUAUGACCAUUGACUGGAAUGAAUGGCGCGAUCACUUUCUGUUCAACCCUUUCCACAACAUGGAGGAGAUCGUCCACUACUGGAAACACUCCCAUAUGUUUGACAUAGGGGAACAGCUGACGGUACCAGAUGAGUUCUCAGAGCAGGAGCGGCGCUCAGGUCUGGUGUGGAGGCAGCUGGUUGCUGGAGCGAUGGCAGGGGCUGUGUCCCGGACAGGAACUGCUCCUCUGGACCGCCUGAAAGUCUUCCUGCAGGUACAUGGCUCUACAUCUCGGGGCAUCAAUCUGUGGUCCGGACUGAGGGGGAUGGUCCAGGAGGGAGGUGUCGUCUCACUCUGGAGGGGAAAUGGCAUCAACGUCCUAAAGAUUGCCCCUGAAUCUGCCAUUAAGUUUAUGGCCUAUGAACAGAUCAAGUGGCUGAUCCGAGGAAGUAAAGAGGGGGGCAGUUUAAGGGUACAAGAGAGGUUCAUUGCUGGAUCUCUGGCAGGAGCUACUGCCCAGACCAUCAUCUACCCCAUGGAGGUGCUGAAGACACGACUUACAUUAAGGAAGACAGGACAAUACUCAGGUAUGGCUGAUUGUGCCAGACAAAUCAUGAAGACGGAGGGAGUCCGGGCUUUCUACAGGGGCUACCUGCCAAACACACUGGGCAUCAUCCCCUACGCUGGCAUUGACUUGGCUGUGUAUGAGACUCUGAAGAACGCCUGGCUCCAGAGGUACUGUGUAGACUCAGCAGACCCAGGAGUGUUGGUCCUACUGGGCUGUGGUACCAUCUCCAGCACCUGCGGCCAGCUGGCGUCCUACCCCCUCGCUCUCAUUCGGACACGCAUGCAGGCGCAAGCCCUCGCUGAGGGGAAUCCCAAGCUGACCAUGCUGGGCCAGUUCAAAUACAUCAUAUCCCAUGAAGGUGUCCCGGGCCUGUAUCGGGGCAUCACCCCCAACUUCCUCAAAGUGGUUCCAGCUGUCAGCAUCUCCUACGUGGUGUACGAACACAUGAAGAAAGUUCUCGGGGUGGGUUACUAGCCUGACACGGAGCAGAGGGAUUCAUCACAAAAAGGGACAGAAAUGCUUCAUUAUGGUUUUUCAAAGAAGAGGAAGAGGAGAGGUAAUGAUGCAGACUCAGACUGCAGUGGAAAAGAAAGCAAGGCGAGGGUGAAAGAGCCAUUUGAGAUGGGACUGAUGAACGCUUCAACCCUUCUUUGGACCCAGUCAGGUUCAGGCUUGUGUAGCUUGCGGGUAGUCAGCAGGUAGAUCAUAUUCAUUUGUGGAAGAGAAGAGGUAAAUGUGGGUCCCCCCUGAAACCACUAUGCCACAUACAUAAAACACAGAACAUGCAUUCAAACCCAGUGGAUUUGGAUGUUAACAAGCGUCUCAACUUGGUCCAACGCACAGUAAAACAAAAGAGACAUUGUAAGUACUAGAAAGUACUAGGACAGGUCAUAUGACUUUUGGAACAUCAGGGUAAAUAGUUACCCGUCACAAAGUUAUCUACCAGGGAUGCGUCCUUGCAUUUACCUGAUGGGCCAAAGCGGGGAAUUGCCGAUGCCAUUACGUGGCGUUCAGGCCUUCUUGUUUUUGCUGGAGCCCUCUGGAU
Molecule: messenger RNA, 2497 nt
Organism: Etheostoma cragini (Arkansas darter)
Lineage: Eukaryota; Metazoa; Chordata; Actinopteri; Perciformes; Percidae
Gene: slc25a23b
Product: solute carrier family 25 member 23b
Exons: 10
Coding region: 463-1926 (487 amino acids)
Biological process (GO): transmembrane transport
Molecular function (GO): ATP transmembrane transporter activity; calcium ion binding
Source: RefSeq, a predicted model, not a curated record